GUCCUAACAUCCCUCCUUCUCUCCACCGGACCGGAAGCCGUUCGACUUCCGCCUGAGGCGCCGCCCACAGAACGACGGAGCGAACUUUGCGAAGAAGAACAAAGACGCCAUUAUCACAACUGCGCAUGCGCCGGCAGGAUUUGGCGCCAGCGUUUGUAUUUUGAGGAAGCUGUGCCGCUGUUCCUGAGGCGAAACACAGGCUGGUCAGUUCGGAGCGGGCUGGCGCUGUCUGUUUGGGUUUCUGUAACAAUGGCAGUUAUGGUUAAGGAAAACGAUGCACCUACAAAGAAGCCAUCUUUCUUUGAAAUAUACAAGGCACGGUGUGAUGAUUCAGACCUAGGGCCAAUAAGUCUUAACUGGUUUGAAGAACUCAGUUCAGAAGCUCCACCUUAUGAUAAUAAACCAGAAUACUCUGAUCAUAAAACUAACAGUUUGGAUCAAAUAAUUUUUAAAACACCAAAGGUGAAGCUGUCUACAAAUAAUUCAGCAGCAUCAACUCCAAUGAUAUUUAAAGAACAAAAUAAAGCUUCACUGUUAUGUACGCCUAUAAAAGAAUUUUGUUAUAGCAGCACAGAAACAGGUAAACAUUUUAGUGAAGCCAAUGCUGUGGCAGUACAAGUGGAUCAGUCAAAUGAAAUAGCAGAUACUUCCGAUGCCUAUCUCCUUUCAAGUCCAUCUGGUUUAAGAGAAGCAAGUGGAACACCACAGAACCAUAAAUGCGGGCUAAACAGAAGUUUGCUAUGUACACCAAAGGUGUUUGAGGAAGAAACGCCAAAAGGCAUUUCUGUGAGUUUGGGAGCAGAAGCAGAUCCUGACAUGUCUUGGUCAAGCUCAUUAGCAACACCACCUACACUUUCUCCAACAGUUAUAAUAGAUAGAGGAAAUUAUUCGGCUUUUGGAACAAAACAGCAUAAUGAAAGAAUUGAGUCGAUUAUGUGCAGCCCUUUCUCCAAGUCUGGCAUAAGUCUGAAGAUAAACAGUAUAAAUACUGAAUCUGCAACAAGAAAUGAGGAUGUAUGUGCAGAAGCUGACAGAAAAAAUUAUAGAAGUAUUUCAACUCCAACGACUAGUAAUGGUAGCGGACUCAUGAAAUCAAGUUUGAAAACCAUGAGCUCACUUUCCAGUUUGAAGAAACGACCCAAAAAGUUUAUUUAUACAAUAAAUAAUACUCCAGCUAACCAUGGAAAAGUCAGUUGUGGAGAUGGAACUUCUACUUUGUUUGUGCCAACGUCUUGUGUUUCUGAAGUUUCUGAAACAACCGCUAGAUACGCAGGGAAAACUGAAAAACUUUCAAGCUCUAAUGCUAUUGAAGAAAAACAACAAAUGGGGAUUGAUAGUCCUACAAAGAAUUUUCAUGAAACUUCAUGCAAUGAAAAUUUGAAAAUUGGAAGUAAUUUUACAGAGAUGCCAUCAGUAUCUCCACAAACAAAUAACAAAAAAGAAGCAGUUACUCUUCCCAGUCAUAUCGUUUCUGAUGAACAAACAGAUUUAAGCAAAAAUAAGUUUCCUGAAAUUAAUCAAAUGGACAAUUUAGGUGGAGACUGUAGCUUAAAAAAUGUUAGUCUCACCCAUUUAGAUUCAAUCCCAGCAGCCAUCCUUGAAGAAUUUGCCGCAAAAAAGGAAAACAAACAAAUAGCCUUGGGAUUAGCUACACAACCUUCUUUAACAAGAGAUACUCAAAUGUCUGACCAUAGUUGCUGGUCAAAAGAGGAUCCCCAAAUUAUUAUAGAAGAAUUGUCAACACUUAGAGAUUCACAGAACAACUUAAACAGAGGACAGCUCAUUCAGCCGGAUUUACAAAAAAAUGAAAACAAUAGCAAGCAGAGGAAGUUAGAAUGUAAAUUGUAUAGUGAAGCAAAAAACUUAGGUGGCUUCAAAACAGCAUCAAACAAAGAGAUAAGACUGUCUGAUAACAACAUUAGACAAGGCAAGUUGCUGUUCGGUGAUAUAGAAGAGCAGUAUCCUGAAGAUUUACUUAGCAGUCAAGUGCAAAAUACUGCAAAUAAGAAUGCUCACGAAAAUGCUACAACUUCUUUAAUUGGGAGAAAUGUGUUGAGUGAAAAUUCAUGUGAUUUGUCGCAUGUUUCUGAUUCAUUAAUGAACCUUAUUCAGUUUACUGAUAGCCAAAGUAGUUUUCAGAAUAAAUUAAAAAAACAGAAAAUUGAGGGAAAACAAAAUUUAACAGCAAGCCAAGAAGCUGAAGUUGCUGAGCUUUCUAAUAUACUGGAAGAAACAGGUAGUCAGUUUGACUUUACACAGUUUAGGGAACACAAGAGUGUGAUGUAUGAUAAUAUUUGUGAGGAAUCCGAAAGUUAUAUGAACUCUGAACUUUGGAAGGAUAAUGAUUUUGAGGAAUGCUUUGACAAUAAAGUUCAAAGAAGUGAUGAUCCAUCUUCUAAUAACCCUUCUAAUAGCCUACCUAUGAAAUCCAAAACACAGACACAGAACAAUGAGGAGAAUACACUGAUAAAAUCAUCAAGCAAAAAAGAUAUCCAACAUGUUGUUCCAGUUAUUUCAGCAUCUUUGCAGUCUGGCCUAUGGGACUAUAGUUCAGUUGAAGGGAAAAAUAUAAAUAUUUCUGCUGAGAUCAUAAACAAAAUUACAAAACCAGUCAGGGAUAGUGCAACUGAAAUGCUUAGCCCACACAAAACAUGUCAAUUUAACUGUUCAAAAAGCUGCAAUGUUAUGUGGGAAAACAUCAACUAUAAUAAAGAAAGAAAUGAUCUGCAUCAGAGAGCUAAAGAAAUAAAUCUUGAAUAUAUGAUGAGAAAUAAUGCAAAAGAGAGGAAUUUCUGUAUAAAAGAAAAUAUACAAAAUAAGUCAAAAGCUAUAGACUUGAAUAAAGUUGUUCAUAUUACUAGCACUACAGAAGUUAACCUAAAAAUCAUCAAGAAAUACUCUGUCAAUGUGACAGAAAAUGAAUUGUCAUGUACUGAAAAUCAUCACAGUGCAUUAGGUGGACAUCAAUUUUCAGGCUGUGGAAGUACUCAGUAUAAUUACAAUUAUCAAGAAACAAUGUCAGAUCUGACAUGUUUAGCAGAAGUUGCUAAAAUGGAAAAGGAUUCUCCUUUUAAUAAUGCAGAUAGAAAAGAAAACUUUAAUUCAAGCCAAGAAGGAGUAACAAAAAAUUCAGGAAGUAGCUGUUUACUACAAAAUGUUGACAGUGUUGCUGAUGAGAACAUAGUUGCAGAAAAGAGUAAAAUGCUUCAUUUUUUGACUGAUUCCUGCUCAGGAAAACUAGAUGGGACAAUUGCUAUUGGCAGCAUAAAGGAAGCCAUCACUUCUGUGAAAAGAGGGACUGUAUCAAGUCAAAGUGACAUAUUUGGCUUCCAUUAUCCAGAAAUUUAUGAAACUAGAAAAAUGCAAAUGAAUGCAGUGGGAUUUCAGAUGGCUAGCGGUAAGCAAAUUGUCAUUACUGAUGAAUCUUUAUCGAAGGCAAGGAAUCUUCUUUCAGAAGAAACUCCAUUCCUAGGAAAGGAAGAUGUUGCAGUUUACUCUGUCAAACCUAGCAUUCAGACUUCAAUAAAGGAGGAGCAAAAUGUGAAAAUUACCGAAGUGAACAAAGAAUCUGGAAAAGAAACUAUAAAUCACCAAGAUUAUAUGAAUCCUAAAAGUCGUUUUAAAGAGCCCGUGGAUAUGGUGUCAAACACUGAGAAUUUAAAAGCUAUUAAAGAGCUCUCUCUGGACAUUAAUUCGUUGGAGUCAGAUUUGAUAUGUUGUUCUCAAAGAAAGGCCAUGCACACUAUAGACUCAUUAGCAAAGAACAGACUGGCACAAAUAUUAGGCAAAAAUGAUGUUUUAAAAACGGUUUCCAUUGAUUCUGCUACAGGUCAGGAUUUGUACAUUGAGGGGUUAGAUACUUGUGCAAAGCAGGUUCUUGAGUGCUUGUCAUCUAGAACUAAAAGCAAUGCAUUUAUUGCCGGCAGUAAAAGCCAUGGGUCUUUGGAUCUGACUUGCAAUACCACUGCAGAAGCAAAUUACACUGAUUUAAUAAGUACGCAUUCAGCACUGGGCCAUCCUCAAGAUUCAAGCAAUGAGAAAAAGUCCCAGGAGUUGACUGGGAUUAAUAAAGAAGCAGCUUCAUCAAAAAUCCUUAUUUCAGAAAAUAUUUCUGGGGAAAUGUCAAAAAAUAAAAGUGCUAUACAGAGAUCUGACCAAAAAAACCUGGAUGCUAACACAUUCCAAAAAUAUUCAGCUAGUGAAGAAGCAGCUUCAAACGUAUUGAAAUCUAGACCAGUUGCAUUCAGUACAGCAAGUGGUAAAACUGUCAGAAUUUCAGAAAAAGCAUUGAAAAAGGUCAAACAAUUGUUUGAUGACGAUAGCUGUAGUUCCGUAAAACAGAACAUAAAAUCUCAAUCAAAAACCAGUGAACAUAACCUAGAAAGCUGCUCUAAUGUCCUGACUAGCAGAGAGCAGGUUAGUUCUUCUAAUUAUUUAAGUAUGGAAAAAGUUACUUUGGAAAAGUCAGUUGCCUCUCAGUGUCUCACUGCCAAAGAAUACCAUGAAGAUGACCAAGAAUUACAGCAUACUGCAUCUGUACCUUUGAACAUUGUGUCUGAAUCAGAUUGUCAGACUCCAUGUCUUCAAAUAAAUAAUGGGCCUGAUACAAAGGCUUCUAACAAGCUGAUUUGCAGCAAGUCAGAUUUUUCUAUAAAUAAUUGUGGGUUUUUCAGCACAGCGAGUGGAAAAGCUGUUCAGUUAUCUGAAGAGUCAUUGAAAAAAGCAAGACAGUUUUUUUCUGAAAUCGAAGAUGAUUCAUUAGGUUGUCAAACAAAUGUAUCAGGUGGUGGUGAUCAUUACUGGAAAGCGUCUUCUGUCAGGAACAAAGCCACCGCUAAAGAAAAUAAACUUCUCAUGUCCCAAGGGAAAAUACUUUCAAAUGCAGAAGUAGAUUCAAAUAUUCCUUGUGGCUUUAGCACUGCAAGUGGAAAACAAGUGCAAAUCUCUCAAAAGGCUGUCCAGAGUGUUAUGGAGCUCUUCAAAGAAUUCAGUGAUGAUAUCAAUAGUAAUGGCUUUGUUGCUCAACAGAGUUUGGAGCAAGGUGACGUUUCAUCUGUAAAAGAUGCUGAUGUAAAAGUGAAAAUGGAAGAUACAAUUGUGACUCAAUCUAAGCCGCAGCAUAGAUGUAAUGCUCUUUCUUUAGCUACAAAAAAUCUUGAAAAAAGGAGUUCUCAAAACCUAUUAAGCACUAAAAUACUCACAUGUGUGUGUGAUAGUGAGAAAUCCAGAAACACAGAAACAAAGCAUUCAACACCAUGUAAUAUUCCAAGAAAAGGAAAUCUUUAUUCUCAUUGUCAUACUUACUCCCAGACUCCAGAAAAUUAUUUGGAAACAGAAGCUUCCGAAAGUGCCAGAGCAUUUAUGGAAGAUGAUGAUCUCACUGAUUCAGAAGCAGAGAGAAAUAAAAAAGCAUUUGCCUCUAAUUCUGAAAUAAAUAAUUCAUAUUCAUAUGCAAGAGCUGGAAAAAGAUGUAUGGAAAAAGAGAAUACAUUUGGGGAACCACCAAUUAAAAGAAAAUUGCUGCCUGAAUUUGAUCAGUCAGAAAGAUCAUCUUUGAAAGCCUCCAGAAGUUCUUUGGAUGGUACCAUGAAUGAUAGAAAAACAAAUAUUUAUGGUAUUCUUUUAAAGCCAGUAAAUUGUGACUCUCUUAGUUUUACCAAAGAAGUUAAGAAACCAAAUUUUACUACUCCAGGCCGAGAUCUUAAAGGGUUUAAAUCAGAUGGACCUCAACAACAUGUUUCAAAACACUCUUCAAGUACAUCAUCAUGUGUUUUUAAGCAAUUUAGUAAUACUUCUGUUAGAGAAGAAAGCAAGAAAACAGACAAUCCAACAGCAAAGACAACUAUCAAAGUGUUUGUACCCCCUUUCAAAACAAAACCAAGUGCUUCUGAGGAUGAAAUUAACAGCAAAGAAUCUUACUUCCAAAAUAACAACAGUGUUCAUGGGGAGCUAAGUAAUACCAAAGUUCAUGAAACUUUCCUUCAACCAGAAAAGGAAAAAUAUGAAAAGAUAUCAGCAGUGGAUUCAGAAAUCAGAGAAAUAGAUUUAGGUUUAACAAACAUUGCCAGCCUUCACUGUGCCAGAAAUUUACAAGAAAUGAGGAUUCUAAAGAAACAGAAGCAAGUCAUUGGCCCACAACCAGGCACCCUCUACCUCAUGAAAAUAUGUGCUACAUCUUGCAGAAUCCCUCUAAAAACUGCAGUGGAUGAGAAAUGCCCUGGUUCUUAUUUUAGCGAACAGUUGUAUGCAUUUGGUGUUUCCAAGCAGUGCCUAAAUGUUAACAGCAGCAACGCAGAACAUUUUCAGUUUCACAUCCAGGAUUUUUUUGGUAGAGAGUGUUUCCUAGAUGGAAACGGAAUACAAUUGGCUGAUGGAGGAUAUCUUAUUCCCACCGAUGAUGGAAAAGCAGGAAAAGAGGAAUUCUACAGGGCAUUGUGUGACACUCCUGGUGUAGAUCCGAAGCUGAUUUCCAAAGCCUGGGUCUACAACCAUUACAAGUGGAUCAUAUGGAAACUCGCAGCCAUGGAAGUUGCAUUUCCCCAGGAAUUUGCCAGCAAGUGUUUGACACCGGAAAGAGUACUACUUCAGCUAAAAUACAGGUAUGAUGUGGAAGUUGACAAAAGUUGUCGAUCAGCCAUCAAAAGAAUAACUGAAAGAGAUGAUGUUGCUGCCAAAACACUUGUCUUGUGCAUUUCUAGAAUCAUAUCAUUAAGCUCAAAUGUAUCCUGCAUCUCUGGCAAUAAAAGCACCACGGAGGAAAACAAAAAAGAUGUGGCUGUGGUUGAGGUUACAGAUGGCUGGUAUGGCAUCAAGGCUGUUUUAGACCCCUCUCUUCAAUCUCUGUUGCAUAAACAGAAGUUGACUGUAGGCCAGAAAAUUGUCGUACAUGGAGCAGAACUUAUGGGACCUCAGGAUGCAUGUUCUCCACUGGACGUACCAGAAUCCCUCAUGCUAAAGAUUUCAGGGAACAGUACUCGACGUGCACGAUGGUAUUCCACAUUAGGAUAUUAUCGGGAUCCCCGGCCAUUUACAUUGCCUUUGUCAUCACUCUUUAGUGAUGGUGGGAUUGUUGGCUGCAUUGAUGUUGUUGUUCAAAGGAUUUACCCCACACAGUGGAUGGAAAAAACAUCAACAGGGUCCUAUAUGUUUCGCAACUGUCGAGCUGAAGAAAGAGAAGCUGCAAAGCAUGCCGAGAACAAACAGAAGACUCUAGAAGCAUUGCUUGCAAACAUACAAGCUGAAUUUGAAAAGAAUGAAGGUGAAGGCAAAAGAGUGCUGCGAUCCCGCACAUUAACCCGGCAACAGAUUCGCUCCUUGCAAGAUGGGGCAGAACUUUACGAGGCAGUUCUUAAUGCAGCUGAUCCUGCUUACAUGGAGGGCUAUUUCAGUGAAGAGCAAUUAAAAGCUUUGAACAGCCACAGACAGAUGGUAAAUGACAAAAAAAGAGCACAAAUAGAAGCAGAAUUCAAGAAGGCUGUAGAGUCGGCUGAGCAGGAUAAGUCCAGUUCCUGCAGCAGGGAUGUAACUCCUGUAAUCAAAGUACGAAUCGUGGAUUACAGAAAAGAAGAAAAAGGAAAAGAAGUUAUACUGACCAUCUGGCGCCCAUCAUCACAUGUUUGUACCCUCCUUAAGGAAGGGUGCCCAUACAGAGUUUUCCACGUAGCAGCAUCGCCCUCCAAAGGCCGGGCAGAGCCCACAAACCUUCAGCUCACAGCAACCAAGAAAACUCAGUAUUUGCAGCUGCCAGUAUCUCAAGAAGUUUUGUCCCAAGUUUACAGACCAAGAGAAUGUCUGAUGUUCAGUGAGCUACUGCUGGAGUCCUUCCGACCUGCUUGUUCUGAGGUGGAUUUGGUGGGAUAUGUUGUUUCUCUCAGGAAAGGAACAGGUUUCUCUACAUUAGUGUACUUGUCUGAUAAAGACCAUAACCUUAUAGCAGUUCACAUCUGUACAGACCUUAGACAGUUUGCUGUUGAAGACAUAAUCAUUCCUUCUAUGUUGAUCUCUGCAACAAAUCUUCAAUGGAGGCCUAAAUUCUAUUCAAAUAUUCCCAGUUUAUUUGCUGGAGAUCUCUCCACGUUUUCCUCAAAGCCAAAAGAAACCCGUCUUCAAGAAAUAUUUAAUGAUCUGAGAAAUACUGUAGAGAGUGAUAGCUGCUUUCAGAAAGACGCAGAGCGCAAACUGGCAACUUUGCUCCAAACAAAUGUUCCACAAGUGAUGAACUUGCCCAAAGAACAUGACUUUGAUCCCUUUCCUUCUCCUUGGAGAUCUGAUGCAGGAAAUAAACAUUUGAUUUCAACUCCUAAUACAGAGCUAAGGCUUCCAAGCCCGCUGUCAAUCAAGAGACCAAAUACAAAGGCACCAGGUUCUCUCUGCUCAACAAAAGUGAAAGCAGAUCUACAGGAAACUCCUAAGAACCUUAAGAAGAGAAAAGCAAUGGACCUCCUCAGUCAAGUCCCUUCCCCUCCACCAGUGAAGCCAAUUUGCACAUUUAUUUCUCCAUCUUUGAAAAGAGCAUUUCAACCUCCUCGAAGUUCUGAUCCCCACCAUGAAAGAUUUCUGAAAAAAACUGAAUCUACAGUUAGAGAACCUGGAGUGAAAAGACCAAAUGAGACUAACUUUCAGCUUGAAAACUAUUUUGUUGCUGAUGAGGAACUUGCCAUGAUAAAUACACAAGCUUUCUUAAGCAAUUCUACAGAAGAAAAAGAGGCUGGUUUUACAGAGAAAAUUGCACAUACAUCACACAAUGAUUCAUCCAACAGUUUUUCCCUAAGGAACAAUUCUUGCCCUUCUGGAAAGGAUAAGACUUGAGGGAUGAAGGACUUCCUACAGAGAAGACAAAUGAAACAACAGUUUGCUAGCUAUGCUGAGGUUGCAAAAGUUAAGAAAUUAAAAAUACUAGUAAAUGUAUAUUUUAUAUGUUUUAAUACUGAAAUUAUUUUUUGCAGUUUUCAAUAUUGUAAAUGUUUGUACAGAUUUAUUAAGUAUAUUUUGCACAUGAUUCGACUCAAAAUAAAGAUCCGAGAAAGAA
This is a messenger RNA of Anolis carolinensis (green anole), 9028 nucleotides long. It is a transcript of the gene brca2, whose product is annotated as BRCA2 DNA repair associated. Gene Ontology annotation, cellular component: nucleus. The record is from RefSeq and is a predicted model, not a curated record. The coding region runs from base 250 to 8808 and encodes 2852 amino acids. The transcript is spliced from 27 exons. Lineage: Eukaryota; Metazoa; Chordata; Lepidosauria; Squamata; Anolidae. Gene Ontology annotation, biological process: regulation of DNA-templated transcription; double-strand break repair via homologous recombination.